Messenger RNA from Rhopalosiphum maidis (corn leaf aphid), 1897 nucleotides. RefSeq names its product probable serine/threonine-protein kinase DDB_G0283065. Bases 722 to 1825 code for a protein of 367 amino acids. Gene Ontology annotation, molecular function: RNA polymerase II cis-regulatory region sequence-specific DNA binding; DNA-binding transcription factor activity, RNA polymerase II-specific. The transcript has 3 exons. NCBI's taxonomy places the organism in Eukaryota, Metazoa, Arthropoda, Insecta, Hemiptera, Aphididae. The record is from RefSeq and is a predicted model, not a curated record. Gene Ontology annotation, biological process: regulation of DNA-templated transcription.
UGCCCGAGGCCCGCACAUGUUCGAUCCUAUAUCUAUCGACUGAUACGUAACUGAUAUAUAUAUAUAUAUACAUAUACAUUAUAUGAUAUUGUGUAUAUUAUCUUGAUUCGUUAGUUAUAUUAUUAUACUUCGCAUUUUAUUUUGAGGAAUUUUGAAGAAAAACCCAUCGCCGUGGAAUCCAUCAUUGACUCGAGCGGUUAGAAUUGUUGAGCAUAGCAUUAUUCUUAUUCGUGAAUAACCGAAGUGUGGUGUACGAUAAUUCGAUUUCUGAUCUUGUCAUGUUGAUGUACUUAAUAAUAUGUUGUGAUUUUAAAUUUUUCGAGUUGAGAAUAAUAACUUUGUGACUUCUUUAUCUUUAACGUUGAUCGUCGUUAUUGUGUUUUGAUCGGCUUCUUUAUAUUAUUUAAUAUUUUGAUACAUCUGUUGACGUAGUCUCGUUUUGAUUUGAUACUUAUUAUUUUGUCAUAUACUUGGUUCACAGUUGGCUUUGGCAUGAUCACCAUAUAAUAUUGAAACAAUUAACAUAUUAUUGGUUAUGGAUCAAUGGCAAAUGUUUAUUUAAUGAUGAAAAAUCAAAUCCUUUAGUUGGUACUACAAUCAAUGCUAAUUCAUAAGCAGGUUGACUGAAUAUUUUUAUAAACACAUUGAACUUUGAUCUUUUCAAAAUUUGAAUGAAAAAAAAAUUGUGUAUGAAAAACUGAAGUUUUUGUAUGAUAAUAAUAUGAAUACUGAUUCAAUUCAACUUAGAAUGCAUCAGAAUCGUAUUAAAAAAAUUAAAAACAAAUUACAACAACCCAAACAAACUGAACACAAGAAAAAAUAUGCUAGAUAUUAUUGUGACGUCUGUUGUAAAAAUUAUAUAAAUUCUACCUCUUUUAAAAUACAUCUAAAAACUUUUCAUGGUCAGUUAAAUUUAAAUAAUGCUUCAAGUGAAGAUGAGUCAACUUUAAAGUCAAAACGUUAUUUCUUUGAGCUGAAGUCAACAAAAAACGGAAUCGGAAAGACAGAUAAUAUUUUUACUGAGUUUGAAGAUAAAAUGCCGGUAGAACUUAAAAAUGAUCAACAUAGAUGCAAUGUGUGUAAUACAAUAUUUUCAAACUUGAUCGAUUAUAUGAAUCAUGAAAAAUCACAUUACCAAACACUCACAAUUAACAAUUCUAGCAUUUCUCAAAAGUCUAUGACACUUGAUGAUAAUAUGGCUUUGGACAAUGCUGAUGUUGAUGGUACAAUUGCAGAUAUUACCAAUAAUGAUGAUAAGUCUUUGGAAUUCUUUGAUGAUAGUACAAUUUCAAAUACCUCAAAUAAUGAUGUUAAGUCUUUGGACGAUUUAGAUUAUAAUACUUCAACUUCAGACACCUCUAAUAAUGAUACAACUUCAGACAUUUAUAAUUAUAAAAUUAUAAACAACUCAGGUGAGGAUGUAUUUACAUCUAAAUCUGAUUUUGAAGAACACCAACCAUAUUAUAUUAAUGAUAAUCUAAGAACUUGUAGUAAUCAAAGAAACUUAAUAUUCUCCAGACCAAAUGAACUCAAUAUAAAUACUGAAAAUAAUAGUUUAUUUAAUAAUAAAAUAAACAUACCUCAAAAAAAUUCAUGGAGGCCAGACGAAAAUCAUAUAAAAGCAUUACAUGAAAUAUGUGUAGUCCAACAGCCAUUUGAAUGUGAAAUUUGUGAGGAAACUUGUGAUCAAUAUGAUCAUUAUCAAUUCAAUCAGUGGUGGUCAUCUGACGAAAUUUUAAAAUGUAACGUUUGUAAUCAAAAGUUUUCCGAAGAAGAAGAAUUAAAACUUCAUGAAUACGAACACGUAAAGACACAUUUUUGUUAAUAAAAAUAUUUAUACUAUAACUUAUAAGCUUUAAUAUAAUUAAUGUAAUAAUAAAUGUAUAUAAAUAAAAUA